CGGGGCCAUCAGAUCCCCAGUACCCAAGGGCCAGCCAGACAGCAACAUGGCUCCUUCUCUAGUGCAUACAUUUGCUUCAGCACUGCUUCUAACCUCUCUUGCCUAUGCGCAACGGGGUGAUUAUUCCCAAUGUGUUCCACAAGACGAAUUUGGAACGUACUGCCCUACCACAUGUGGAGUAGUGGAUUAUCUUCACAAGUACAAACCAGCAGUGGAGGAAGAUCUAAAAUAUAUGGAGGACAUUUUGGAGGAUAUUGCCAACGCUACACGGGGGGCUGAAGAGAAGGUCAACUACAUGAAAGACCAAGCAACACAGGCCCAGAAAACUUCACAAGACAUUUACAUUAAAAAGUCAAACAGCAUGUUGGAGGAUAUCAUUCGCUAUGAGAAGACCAUUGUUUCCCAGGAGGAGCAGCUUCUGGGACUUCAAAGCAUUUUGGAUUCAAAUGCCAGGGACAUACUCACUCUUAGGCAGCUAUCUCUUCAGCUGGAGCAGAAAUGCAAGGAGCCAUGCGCAGAGACAGUGGAAAUCCAGCCCACCACAGGCAAAGACUGUCAAGAUGUUGCUAACAGAGGUGCCAAAGAAAGUGGCCUGUACUACGUGAAACCAGACGGGAUGGAGGAGGAGUUCCUGGUGUAUUGUGAGAUUGACAACCUCGGCCGAGGGUGGACUGUACUCCAAAGGAGACGUGAUGGCAGUGUGGAUUUCAAGAGAAAUUGGGUCCCUUACAAGGAAGGUUUUGGAUACCUCUCUCCAGAUGACACUACAGAGUUUUGGCUGGGGCUUGAGAAGAUCCACAAACUGUCUGUACAGUCAAAUAUCCCAUAUGUCCUGAGGAUAGAGGUGGUCGACUGGAACGGAGUGAAAAAGCAUGCUGACUACUCUGUGUUCAAGUUGGGAUCAGAGCAGGACAUGUAUCGCCUGACCUACGCUUACUAUAGUGGUGGUGAUGCAGGUGAUGCCUUCGAUGGCUAUGACUUUGGUGAUGACCCAAGUGACAAGUACUUCACAUCGCACAAUGGCCAACAAUUUAGCACACCUGACAAAGACAACGACAGGUAUGAUGGAAACUGUGCCCAGCAAGAUGGGGCAGGAUGGUGGAUGAACCGUUGCCAUGCUGCUAAUCUUAACGGAGUGUACUACCAGGGUGGCCAUUACACAGAGAAGGAUGUUGGUGAAGGUGGUUUUGAUAACGGCAUUACCUGGGUCACAUGGCACAGCCGCUGGUACUCAAUGAAGGAGACAACCAUGAAGAUCAUCCCCGUUAGCCACCUGCAUGGAAGAACCGGCCAGCAAGCCGGAACCAAGGUGUUUGGCGAUAACUGAGGACCAACUUGAGAGACCCACAUUCCUUGUUUUUGCACACCAUUCUUUUCUCCAUGAUCAUAUUAUUACAAAGAUUAAGGCUUUCGUUCUAAUGUGACAAACAUGAAAUGAAUCAAUGAUUAAUAAAUGAUUUCUGUUUUAUAAAACAAA
Engraulis encrasicolus (European anchovy) is the source of this 1477-nucleotide messenger RNA. RefSeq names its product fibrinogen gamma chain (gene fgg). Gene Ontology annotation, cellular component: fibrinogen complex. The coding region runs from base 47 to 1327 and encodes 426 amino acids. NCBI's taxonomy places the organism in Eukaryota, Metazoa, Chordata, Actinopteri, Clupeiformes, Engraulidae. Gene Ontology annotation, biological process: blood coagulation; protein polymerization; platelet activation. The record is from RefSeq and is a predicted model, not a curated record. The transcript is spliced from 9 exons. Gene Ontology annotation, molecular function: signaling receptor binding.